Messenger RNA from Didymodactylos carnosus, 732 nucleotides. The record is from the annotation of a GenBank genome assembly. Lineage: Eukaryota; Metazoa; Rotifera; Eurotatoria; Philodinida; Philodinidae.
CCCCCCCCCCCCCCCCCCCCCCCCCCCCCCCCCCCCCCCCCCCCCCCGCGCCGUAAAAGAGGCCUAAACUUGAUGAGUGAUCAGCAUUAGGUAAGAGCUGUGACCAAACAGAAUUAAAAGUCCCUAGCUAUCAUGGUUCUUGAGUUACAGGGGGCCCGCUACUUUUGAGGAGUACUAUACGAUUUGAUCUGCUGGUCAAAGCAAAGAUUGUUUGUUCCACUUUUAAAUUCUUUCAUAUAGCUUAUUUGGUUUAUGAGAGAUAUGUUAAUGCUGAGCUUAGGAGCGACGAAACAGCUAAGUUCGCGGGAGACUUCUAUACACUAAAUACGUCAGGCUUUUCGCUGACCAAUGACGGAUUAUCGAAAAUAGAAGUUUUUAUGUAUUGGACCAAAUCUCACUACUUCUCGUUGUUUAGGGAUUGUGAUCCAGGCGGACACCUACUCGAUUCACCGCAGUAUCAAUUUGUGGGGACCCGAAGACCCUAAUCUUUUUGUUCCGGAACGUCAUAUGGUCAAACGGCAUCCUCUUGCUUACAUGCCUUUUGGUGUUGGGCCACGAAAUUGUGUUGGAAUGAGAUUUGCUUUAAUGGAAUUAAAAAUGAGUUUGGCAAGCCUGUUGCAUACGUACACAGUUCUACCCGGUGAUAAGCUCGAAGAAGGUAUGACUCGACAAGAAACAAUAACUCUUUCACCAGAGGCUAUCUAUGUACGAGUUGAAAAACGAUUAAAAUAA